AUGAUUCCCCCGCCUUACACCUCCCCUCCUUCUCAACAACAGCCCUCUCUUGUAUUUCCUCUCUUUUUCACCUCAAUAUGCACUGAAUACACAGCUACGCUCCUUCAAAACCAGACCAACAUGGCGCCGAAAUCGAAAUCCUCCUCCCGACCCCAUAGUACCUGCAUCUCUCGCGCUCCUUCGCCCGCAACUGUCUCCCUCGCUGUUUCCUCUGCGCUUCCUAUCUCAGACCCAGAACCCUCAGACCGCAAAGUCUACAUUCCGAUCUGCUUCUGUCUAAUCUCAUUUGCCGUUAUGAUAUUCAACUAA
Molecule: messenger RNA, 309 nt
Organism: Aspergillus puulaauensis
Lineage: Eukaryota; Fungi; Ascomycota; Eurotiomycetes; Eurotiales; Aspergillaceae
Exons: 1
Coding region: 1-309 (102 amino acids)
Source: RefSeq, a predicted model, not a curated record